Molecule: messenger RNA, 1641 nt
Organism: Drosophila innubila
Lineage: Eukaryota; Metazoa; Arthropoda; Insecta; Diptera; Drosophilidae
Exons: 4
Coding region: 493-1608 (371 amino acids)
Biological process (GO): positive regulation of Rho protein signal transduction
Molecular function (GO): actin binding
Source: RefSeq, a predicted model, not a curated record
CACUUUUGGUCCCAGCAACCAAACGGCAUACAACAAAAUAACACACACUCGCAGAAAAUACAAAAAUAUACAAAAAAUCAAAACAAAAAGAAUAUAUCUGAAAUUCAACAUUUUCGCUCGGCUGUUGUUAAGUUAUUUCGUGUUUUUUUUUAACGUUUCAAACAUAAAGAAAAGUGUUUUUUUGAAAUACAUAUAUAAAUAUAUAAAUACUUAUACAUAUAUCCAAGUCCAAGUGCAUUUGCAUUGAAGUGAGAAUACAUAGUGUAAGCCAAAGGAAUUCCAAUAAAUCAACUGCACAAAAGGAAAUUCCAUAACGAACAAAAUUCAACAACCAACAAAAAGCAGCCAAGAAAUUUUGCAGAGAUUGAGAGAGAGUAAGAGAGAGAGCGAGAGAGACUGAAGUGUGAGAGAGAGACACGUGAAACAAUUCCGGCGAUCGCUUUUCUUCAUAACUUUACCAAACUGCAAGAACCAGCAAAUCCCCCAAACAAUAUGACCGAUGUAUCGCAUGAAUUGGGCGCCCUACGCUUUGUAGUGGAUUCGCCGCUAUCAUCGAAGGUGGCCAUGUUCAACAAUCAGGCGACACAGCACAAGCAGUCGCAGUUAUUAAAUCCCUUUUCGCACGAUGGACGCGCUCCAUCGCCAAAGCCAACUUUCUCCAAAGAUCAAUAUGGCAAGCCACUGGCCGGCAGUCUGACAGAGGCGCGGGGUCAAAAGGCCAACAUGCAUGUGAUGAAGGAAAUGCUGGAGCUGUGCCAGAUCAUCGACUCCGAGGGCUACAAGGUCAAGGAUGAGCCAACCAUGCGAGUCAUACCAUUUGGCGAGUUGUUCAAUAUCUACAAUUAUAUAUCGGAUAAGGUUGUCGGCAUCCUGUUGCGUGCACGCAAGCACAAGCUGCUGGAUUUCGAGGGUGAGAUGCUGUACCAGCGACGGGACGAUGAUGUACCCAUCUUUCUGCUGCGUCCCAUUAAGGAUAUACGCCAUGAACUGAACGAUAAAAUUGAGGAAAUCAAACGUGGCGCAAGUCCAGCACCACAGUCGACCUCAGUGAUGCUGGACAAGGCGGCGCACGAGCAGAAGCUAAAGGUUCAUGCCCAGCGUCAGUCCAAAUCACGCACACCAUCGCCGGCGGUUAAAACCAAUUCCAAAUCACCAUCACCAGCAGUGGAAAUUGCUGCUGAGAAGCCAGUGGAAGCAGCAGUAACUGUGACAGCUACAACGGAACCGGCUGCAGCAGUAACUGUGACAGCUACACCGGAACCGGUUACAGCAGUCACUGAAGCAACCAAAGUGCCAGAGUUGCCAACAGUUGAAAUAACUCCUGUACCAGCAGCUACAACAGAGCAAGUGCAGCCUGCACUUGAAUCCCAGCCGGAAUGUACCUAUAAUGGUAUAGCUGAUAUUGCUGCUGAAGUUGCUGUUACUGCCGUUGCACCCGAAGACAAUGUAUCUAUUGUCCAAGUGCAAUCCACAGAUGAAGUUCCCACAAUUGUCAUUGAAGCCUCCGCAACAUUUGUGCGCCAGGUCAGCGUGGAGAAGCUGCAGACGGAGAAAGAGACGGAGGAGACGAAGAAAGAGACGGAAACAGCUGCUGCCGAAAGUGCUUAAUGUUAAAGAAUCUUGAGAAAAGUUUUUCAAAAA